ACAAACAAGGGACCAGGGACCAUAGAGAUGCCUGGGACCCAUUACAUGUCUUGUAGACACGUGACUGCUUUUAGUGUUGUGCAAAACGAGGCAAAAACAGGGUAGCCAGAAGUUGACAAUAAAACAAGGACGCUCAUUGAGGUUAGAAAGAUGGAAAGUAUUAAUGAUGAUGAAAAUGUACAGCUUAUGGGAGGCUUGCGGCACAGAAAGCGAUUAUGGAAAGCUCGUAUAUUUUUGUUGUUUGCCAUGAUGAUCCUAUUUGGCAUUGCAUUUGUUGCUGGAUUUUUUCUUGAAAGAAGCAUUAAGACACGGAAUGAUAGUUCAAAGGAGUCUGGUACUGGAAGUGAUUAUGCAAAGUUUCAUGAUAUGGUAAAAAAUGAAAUGGGUGCAUCAAAUAUCAAAGAAAAUUUAAUGAAUUUUACAUCAGUUCAACAUAUUGCGGGAUCAGAUGAUGAUGCUUAUCAAGCAAAACAAUUCAUCUUUAAAAAAUGGGCAGAGUAUCUGGGGAAAGAGAAUGUAGAAUUGAAAAAAUAUAAUGUCCUUUUAUCAUAUCCUGAAAAGCCAGGGAAAAUUUCAAUUGUGGAUGGGCUAUCUGGAAAUUUGAGUUUUACCACACAUGCAUAUGAAAGUAGACUGUGGAAAGAUGAAUUUGUGAAAAAUGUAGCUGUUCCAUUUAAUGCAUACGCUGCAGCCAAGCAUGUUGAGGGUAAACUUGUCUAUAUCAAUUAUGGAACUGCAAAAGAUUUUGAGUAUUUGAAGAAACUCAACAUCAGCUGUAAGGGGAGAAUAUUGAUUGCAAGGUAUGGGAAGAAUUUUAGGGCUAACAAGGUCGCAUUAGGUGAAGCUGCUGGUGCGAUUGGGAUGAUACUGUAUACAGAUCCAGCAGAUUAUGCAUCAGGUACUUCAUCGUAUCCCAAAUCAUGGUGGAUGCCACCUGAUGGGGUGCAACGAGGAACUGUGCAACUGGGAGAUGGGGACCCAUUAACCCCUGGCUACCCAUCCACAGAUCAUGCUUUUAGAAUAAAUGAAAGUGAUGCAAUUUUGCCUAGGAUCCCAGUUCAGCCGAUUUCUUAUCAAGAUGCAUUGCCCUUUAUAAGCCUUCUGGAUGGUGUCAACAUUCCAGAAAAUUGGAAGGACUGGAUUGGGGGUUUGGAAACAAAAUAUAGAAUAACAAUGAGUGAAAAUAAUACAAGAGUUGUCCGUUUAGAAGUAAAUACAAAGAGAGAAAGGCGUGACAUAUACAAUGUUAUUGCAACUGUAAAAGGAAGUGUGGAGCCAGAUCGAAUAGUUGUUCUUGGCAAUCAUCACGAUGCGUGGGUGAUGGGAGCAGUAGAUCCGUCAAGUGGCUCAUCUACAUUAAUGGAAAUAAUACGUGCUGUCGGAGUAGCUGUGAAGAAAGGUUGGAGACCAAGAAGAACGCUCAUGUUUUGUAACUGGGACGGCGAAGAAUACGGCCUCGUUGGUUCUACAGAAUGGGUUGAGGAUUAUGCCAGUAUGCUUAAGAGUACAGUCGUUGCUUACUUGAAUUCGGAUAGCUCUGUUCAUGGAAAUUAUUCUAUUGAUGUCAAGGGAUCUGAUCAGCUAGCCAACAUGGUUUUUGAGGCAGCUCGUCAGGUUAAAGAUCCAGAUGAUGAAUCAAAAUCAGUUUAUGAAGACUGGAGGAAAUCGUUCCCGGAUAAGGCCCAGCCCUUUUAUCCACGAAUUCGAUCACCUGGAGCUGGAAGUGAUCAUAAGAAUUUUUAUACCAGAUUUGGCAUUCCCGUUGUAGACAUUCGAUACACGUACAAUUGGGAUGACUACAAUCAUGCAAUGUCGUACCCAGUCUACCACUCUCUACACGAUUCUUUUCAUUGGAUGACGUCCUUUGUUGAUCCAAAAUUCUCUUAUCAUCUUGCUCUUGGGCGUAUUUGGGCUCAAAUGGGUAUGACUCUUGCAGACAGCGAACUGUUGCCUUUCAAUUUUACAAGACUUGCCUGGAAGUUGUCGCGUUGUAAGGACAGCUUGGAGACGAAGUAUGGGCAGGCUUUGAAGUUGCAGGGAAUAAGUCUCGAUGAUUUACAAGCACAAAUAAGGAAAUUUGCUGAAGCAGCCGAAUCAUUUCACGUUUCCCUCCAUUCUCUUGAUCGAAAGAGUGACCUGCAAGUACGAAUGGCAAAUGACCAAAUGAUGCAAGUGGAGAGAAGUUUUCUCUCAACCUCAGGACUUCCUGGACGCCCGUUAAUGAAGAAUGUCGUGUUUGCUCCGUCAGCUCACGAUCAGUAUUCUGGCUCCUGCUUUCCGGGCGUAGCUGAUGCAAUGUACCAGGUUAUACAGAAUAAUGAAGAUGACUGGUCAGUUGUCAAGCAGCAACUUACAAUCUUGUCCCAUCACGUGCUACAAGCAGCCAGGGCUUUGUCAAGGUAGGACAGUGGCAUGUCAGUUUGACAAAAAAGUUUUUGAACGAUUUUUUAUUGGCAGCAAACCAAAUCGUAUUGAUAGUGACGAUAUUCAUUUGCGUUUAGAAUAAUUUUGCAAACACGGAGAGAAAAUGUUUGAUAUUUGUUAUAAAACAAUCACUAAUUAAUAUAUUGUGCUUUAUACAUAAUUUAUUUGAAGUAUAUGAAGUAAAUCUUAAUAAGCUCUCAGGAUAGAUUGAUUUAUAGAGUAAUAGUACAGAGGAUGAGCAAAUCUAUCCGAUGAAGUAUUUGUCCAAAAACCCUUUUUGCUUAAGAAAAUGUUUUUGUAAAAGGCCUCUUGAUCGAUACCUAGGUUUAAAUGAGGAUUUAAGCUCAUAGAAAACAGACCCAUUGGCAUUUUUCAGAUCCUACAUACAACCAGCGCACGCAGAGUUUUUUUAGUGAUGUUUAGUCAAUUUUAUCGAUCUUAAAAGUUUUCUAUCAGAUGUUUGAUCUCUUGGGUGGACUUGCCAGAUUUCAGUUGAUGGCAAGCCAGAAUCCGCGACUGGUUUUGAGAAUGCUAAAUAUGUUUUCUCGACUCAGUAUCAUGCCAUGUAGAAGCUUUCCAGAAAAAUGUUUUGCCAGCUUUUUUGAAGUAUGUAGACGUGGCUCUGAAGUAUCCAUCGACAGUGGAAUUUAUGGUUUUGCUACCACAAUGGUCGAUACCCCUGUUUAUGUUCUGUGCCGAAGACCCUUAGACCCAACGGUGACCACCCGUUAGUCUCAUUCUGACUAUAUCAUGAAGGUUAGUUGUUCUACCCCUGAUAUCAGUCAUCAACUUUCCCAUGGUCUUUUCUCGUAUGUUCCUUUUUUCCUUAUCAUCCCCUUUGCGUUUUUCUUUCCCUGCACCGCCUCUUUUCUUAACAGACUUUUGUUUAUAUGAUAAUCAUGAAGUGCCAUUGGAACGACGUUCAUAUAUGGAGAAGGCAUUUUGCUUCCUAUUUAAGACUGUGUUACAGAUAUUGUAGAAGUGUUUGAAAAUAAACGAUGGUCCGUGCCCUCUUCUUUGAACAUCCAACAUCGCUGGCAUUAAAGAGGGCUGUAUCUUUAACUUUGUGUGAGUCGUGUAAUUUCAGUUUUUGUUUUGCUGUGUUUCUGCAUCACAUGAGAAUACAAGAUCCAGCUUUUUCUCGUACCCUUUUCUAACUUUAAAUGCCAUACUUGCUGUCUUAAUUGUCAAUAUUGUCAUAAAUUCAUAAUGAAAUUGAUUUCACUUUUGCAGAA
Messenger RNA from Rhopilema esculentum, 3659 nucleotides. Its product is annotated as putative N-acetylated-alpha-linked acidic dipeptidase. The record is from RefSeq and is a predicted model, not a curated record. NCBI's taxonomy places the organism in Eukaryota, Metazoa, Cnidaria, Scyphozoa, Rhizostomeae, Rhizostomatidae. Gene Ontology annotation, molecular function: carboxypeptidase activity.